Molecule: messenger RNA, 1727 nt
Organism: Ilex paraguariensis (yerba mate)
Lineage: Eukaryota; Viridiplantae; Streptophyta; Magnoliopsida; Aquifoliales; Aquifoliaceae
Source: the annotation of a GenBank genome assembly
CAAUUACUUUCAUAGUUUCGUUACUCCUAACAAACGUUUUGAAUGUUAGUUGAGGAAACCUUUCCCGCUAAUCGAACGAAUAUCAGAACUCUACAACAACACCUCUUUUCUCUAUUGCAAAAUUGCAAUACCGUCAGAAAACUCACUCAAAUCCAUACCCAGAUAGUCAUUAAUGGCUUUGCUCAGAAAAGUUUCAUCCUUGUCAAGCUCGCAUCUUUCUACAUUACUUCUAAUUAUCUCGAACAUGCCCAUCAAGUUUUCCAACAAGUUGAAAAUCGAAGUACCACUCUUUGGAAUCAAAUUAUCAGAGGCCAUGCUUUGAGCGAAAAAGCAGAUAAAUCGAUUGAGCUUUACAAUGAAAUGGUAGCGGCCCAUGUUGAGCCGGACGGGUAUACCUAUUCUUUUGUUAUCAAUGCUUGCGUGAGAGCAGGGUUGUUGAGAGAGGGAGAGCAGGUACAUGGGAGAGUAUUGUCAAAUGGGUGUUACUCAAACGUGUUUGUAAGGACUAAUUUGUUGAAUUUAUAUGCAAUGCUUGGUGGGAAGGAAGGUGUUGGGAGCGCGCAUCGUGUGUUUGGUGAAAUGGCUGAGAGAAAUGUUGUGACUUGGAAUUCGUUGCUUUCAGUGACUUUUAGGUGUGGGGAUGUUGAUGGAGCACGCAGGAUUUUUGAUGAGAUGCCAGAGAGGAAUGUUGUUUCAUGGACUACCAUGAUUGCUGGAUGUGCGCAAAAUGGGCGUUGUAAGCAAGCGUUGUCGUUGUUUCGUGAGAUGCAAAGGGCACGCGUGGAAUUGGACCAGGUCACGUUGGUGGCUGCAUUGUCAGCGUGUGCUGAAUUGGGCGACUUGAAAGUUGGUAGGUGGAUCCAUUCUUACACUGAUAUUAAUGGCCAGCCACUUUUAGUAUCACUGAACAAUGCACUCAUUCAUAUGUAUGCCAACUGUGGAGAAAUUGAGGAAGCUUAUGAAAUAUUCAGAAGAAUGCCUCGCAGAAGUACUGUUUCUUGGACGAGCAUGAUCACAGCUUUUGCGAAACAGGGACGUGGAGAAGAUGCUCUAAGGAUGUUUCGGUGGAUGCAAAGAUCGGGAGACAAUGAUGUCAGGCCUGAUGAGAUAACUUUCAUUGGGGUUUUAUGUGCCUGCAGCCAUUCUGGCUUUGUUGAUGAGGGACGAUUUUUCUUCAAGAACAUGAGACAAACAUGGGGAAUUGAUCCCAUGAUUGAGCAUUACGGCUGCAUGGUUGAUCUCCUGAGUCGUGCUGGAUUUUUGGAUGAAGCUUAUGGCCUUGUUGAGACAAUGCCCGUGAAGCCAAAUGAUGCAGUGUGGGGUGCUCUCCUUAGUGGUUGUAGGAUUCACAAGAAUGUGGAGCUUGCCUCCCAUGUGGCUCAAAAGUUGGCCAUGGAGGUUGACCCCGAUCGGGCUGCUGGCUACUUUUUGCUCUUGUCCAAUGUAUAUGCAACCGCCAAUAUGUGGCAGGAUGUUGCCAAUGUGAGAAAAAAUAUGGUUCAGAUGGGUGUGAGGAAGCCUCCAGGUCGAAGUUGGGUUCAAUUAGAUGGAAUCAUUCACGAUUUUCUUUCUGGUGACAUGACUCACAAGCAUGCAUCUUUGAUCUACGAGAUGCUUGGUAAGAUCACAGAACAAGCAAAGAGGGAAGGCUACGAGCCAGACGUUUCAAAGGCACUUUUGGACACUGAGGAAUAGAAUGUGAGAAGUUGUUUUCUACUUAUUGCCUC